UUUAUAUUGCAUAAAAAGUUAAUAAUCAUCUCAAUUUUUUUUCUUCUGAAAGUAAAGAAGAAAUAAAAAUUGAACGGCUCUUUUUCUGGAAGAAUAGAGUGACUAAGCAAAAGGAAAAGCUAAAGUGCUCUGGAAUUAAAAACCAAUAGAAUAAGAAGCACCUCGUUGAUAUGGCUGAUAUAUUCAAUGAAACAAAACUUGCGAGUAUUUCUGAGAUUUCAGAUAAUUGCAGUAAAAUGACUCACCAAGUUCAGAAAUAUCCGUUAAAUAUAAAUAAACAGGAAUCGGAGUUGGAUGUAAUUUCUAAAACUGAAACAACCAACGUAAUUAAAGAUAAAAUGUUAAUGGAAAUAAAUAAUAACAAUGAUUUGAAUGAAACCGACUGUAACUUAUGUGACAAUAAUAAUAAUCACAAUUCCACAAACGGUGAUAUUACACCACAUAAUAUGCAGUUGUCUUCUUCAACUUCAACUGAUAUUAUUGAAAAUAAUGAUGAUGUAGAUAACAACAUAACUACAAAUUUAGCAAAAGAGUCUGUAAACAGUGCUGGCACUUCACUAACCGUCACAGGUACAAGAACUCGUUUUGCGCCCUACAAUUACAACCGUCCAUCAAACUCAGCAACUAACAAAACUACGACUCCAGCAUCUGCAAACAAUACAUAUAAUGCAUCGACAUAUGGAAAAAUUGGUCAAGGCUACCGACACCAAAACAUGCUUAUGUCCGAUAUAAUGCCAGACAUUGCAACUUCACAGACACAGUACAUACAACAAUCAGGAAUCAUAACAGCUAUGGCCAAUGCAGCUAGUAGUGCUACAACUAGCACAUCGAUAUAUACCUUAAAGCAAUGCCAUGCAAGUGUUACAAAUGUAAAUCAAACGGUUACCUUACAAAUCACAAACUUGGAUUACACGAUGGAAGAAUCUAUCUUGCGCAACUUUUUAAUGACACAACUAAAACCAAUAACCCCCGUCGUUUCAUUGGUUUUCGAAGGAAGUUCUUAUGCAAAAGUAACAGUUCCAGAUCUUUAUUUUGCUAAGCAAGUAGUGUCAAACUUACAUCGCAAAAAAAUUGGUCACAAACGCAUGAUCGUUUCUUAUACACGCGACUCCUCUCUGACUGAAAUCAAUACAUUACGUUGCCAAGUAGCUGGCUUACUUAAGGAUAUUCCUUAUUGCACUCUUCCUAUGUAUAAGUUUCGAGAACUUUUUCAGUCACGUUUCAAAACUUCUAUUAAUGUUUUGGAUCUUUAUAAGAUGCAGGAUAUUUGUACUAUUAAUUCAGAUAAUAACGAGGAAAAGUCCAUUAGCUUACACCCAGAUUUGGUUAAUUCUUUGGAAAACUCACCAUUAAUGGAAGGCUUGCAACAUAGCGUUCCCUACUGUACAAUCCAUUUUAAACGAGAACAACAUAAAGGCUGGGCGGAGCAAGAAAUUGAACCACUACCAAAUGUUUUCAUGACCAUAACAGAAAUUCAGAAAAUGAUAUAUCCUUUACUCAAACAUCAUACUGGUGAUAUACCAGUGGCUUCAUUGGUACACUGCAUUGAAGCGCAAUUAAGCCUACAAAUUAUACCCAACGAUAAUGGUGUAAAUCUGGAGCAUUUAAUAUGCUGUGUUCAAGGCAUACAAAUACAGGUCAAUAACUUUGGCAUAAAGAUACUUGGCUGGGUUGAAAUGGAAAAAGAUGUGUUAAAUUCAAGCCUUAUUAAUUCGUCAUUAACAGAACGUAACAACCUUUUCUCAAAGAACUCUAUGACUGAUCCACUUUAUCACAUAUCGCGUGAAGUAAUGGAGCUCAUUAAGAUGUCACCCAAAUCUACAAUGAAAUUUAAUCGAUUCAUACCAGCCUAUCAUAAUCACUUUGGGAAACAAUGUCGAGUUGCCGACUAUGGAUUCACAAAACUAAUUGAACUUUUUGAGGCACUUGCAUCUGUGAUACAAAUAAUGGGUGACGGUGAAAAUCGUCUUAUUACAUUGACUCAUCGCACUCAAAUACGUCGUUUUACAUCGAAUUUAUUACGAGUAUUGCGUGCCCACGGUAAUAAAUCGAUAUUACUCUCUCAGCUUCCAACAAUUUUUUCACAGACACAAAAUCGAAAUUUUGAUGUGACCGAGUAUGGUGUAUGUGAUAUUGUGGAUAUAUUAGACGGACUUGUUAAUUCCAAUAUAGUUGUCGUAACGCCAGUACAAAAUGGCGCCGAUAUAUUAAUUUCAAUACCAAAACGUAAACAAACUAAUAUAGAACUGGAAAAAACAACUGCAUUCGCUGGAGAAAUGGUAGAACUCUUCCGUAACGCACCGCAGUAUACCAUUCUUUUUCAAAAUUUUGUACGCUCUUAUCAUUAUCAUUUCGAUUAUCAAUGUCGAUUGAGUGAAUAUGGCUUUCUGAAGUUAGCUGACCUUAUGGAAGCUAUAAAUGGGGUUGUUGAAAUGGAACUAACAAGCGAGGAGGACAAAAAAAUUACACUUUCUCCAAAGGUGGCUCAAAGAGUUUUCGCUGAACAACUUGAAGAAUUAAUACUAAGUUUCACGCAUUUAUCUAAUACAUGCAUAAAACUCAACGAAGUACUAAAAAUGCAUAAGAAAAAGUUUGGAUACCAAAUUCAGCCACAGACAUUAGGCGUUAACAAUAUUAUGGAAGCUAUACAUUUGUUACCAUAUGUUGAGGUUUUGCUUAAAGACAAUGUCUAUUUCAUUAUCUGCCAUAAUGGUGACCAAAGUUUCCGUUCGCUUUGCUAUCAAGCUUGUAAAAUUAUCAUAGAUACAGAUCCCAAAAGUGAUAAAACAAAUGCAACUACUCAAAAAUCAAAAAAUUUGUGCUUGGCAUUUCUCAUAGAGAAGCUGAAGCCAAUGGAAAAAGAUGUGGAAGAAAACACUAUAAAAGCAAUGAAACAUGCAAUAGAGAUAUACGAAGAAGAUGCUACGUAUAGAGUACGCCUAACUAAAUUAUUCAACUUCAUUAUGGAUAUAGUAGCGCUCUUAGAACAACGUAAAAUGAUGACGGUGUAUGAACUAAAAUCUGCUUUGAAUUGCAAUUUGACAACAACUUUUGAAUUUGGCUAUCCAAGUGUAUAUGCAUUGGUUAAUGCUUAUUUGGAUAUAUUUUCGGCUUCUAUUUCCUCCUCACAAGACCGUUGUGAGGUAACUCUCGUAAGCAAUUGCAAACUGUUCAGCGGAACCAUUCCAACAUCAAGCAGUCAACAAAAUAAAUUUGCUCCAUUGAAAUCGUCAACUCUAAAGCAAAAAUCACAACGAGCCAUACGUGCGCCACUACAAGAGAAGAAGAUACAUGUUUCUUCUCCAGAAAAAACAUUGUACUCUAAUGCAGUUAUUGCUUCACAAACAACAACGACAACCAAUAACACUUACGGAAAUCUUAUACAAAUGCCACCACAAAAACAAAGGAUUUUAGCAGAAAAUCUUACGUCAAUAAAUCCUAAUUAUCCAGUACAAAGCAACUAUCGUCAACAAAAUAAUUACAACGUGGCACAUACUCUCAAUAGCAGUGCUAAAUUUUAUAACAAUUCAUGUAAUCAAGCCAAGGCAAAUAGUCUCAAUAAUUCAUUUUACUCAAAUAUUGCUAAUCAAUCCUUUGGCUUAAACUCUUCCGGAUAUAGUUUAAACGGUAGCAACAAAGAGAAUUCUUUUAAUUCUUCCUCGUCAGUUAAUAUACUAAAUGGAUCAUUUAACUCUUCGGCAAAUUCAUCAUUCUCUGAAUUUAAUAAUUCAUUAAAUUUAUCGAUACCACAGCAAAUGACAACUGCGCUACCACCACCAUCAACAGUUCCAAUAACAGCUACCCAGCCUAUGACAAAUCUUCCCAUUUCAGCAUAUGGCAAUAGUACCGCAACAAAGUUAUGGAAUCGCCGACAAGCCAUGCCAUAUUAUCAACAACAACAUCAUGCACAGAAUUACAUAAAUAAUAAUUAUGGAAAUAAUGGCUUGCCUCCACUUUUUAUAGCCAAUCAUUUAAACACUGGAUUAAUGCAACCACAGCAAUAUGCGCUUCCUACAAUGCUGCAACAGCCACAAUUGCAAACAGGAGUUACACAUUUUUCAAAUCUUAUGAUACCAACUGAUGCAGCCUAUAAAUAUGUAAACAAUAUCCCAAUGUACCCAUGGUACGAACCACCCAAACCGGAUACACCACCAUCUAAAAACAUUCCGUUUUGGAUGGAUCCAAUAUGGUCAAACAAUGAAAUUAUGCGUAGCAACAAUGAGUUGCUUAACAUAAAACUGCCAGAAAUGAAGCCAUUUAACUCGGUGCUUUCCCCAUACACAAUGUCGAAGGAGUUCAAUGCAAAACAGCAGCUCUUCAAUUUUGAUAGUCGCGACAGAAAGAUUGCCUGAGCUACUUCUAUUAUUUACUGAAUCCACUUUUUCAAUUGUUUGUCAAGUAAAAAAAUAUUUUUAAUUUAUUUUUUAUUGUUGUGUUAAAAAUGUUUCACAAUUU
Molecule: messenger RNA, 4455 nt
Organism: Teleopsis dalmanni
Lineage: Eukaryota; Metazoa; Arthropoda; Insecta; Diptera; Diopsidae
Gene: Marf1
Product: meiosis regulator and mRNA stability factor 1
Exons: 13
Coding region: 171-4352 (1393 amino acids)
Molecular function (GO): nucleic acid binding
Source: RefSeq, a predicted model, not a curated record